GCCUCGUCGGACAUUAAAAAGAAAAAGUACAAAACAAAAAAGGGAACUCUUAGACAACCCCUCAGGCCUCAGCCUCUUCUCCCGAAGAUUUUGUUCCUUCUUUCUUGUUCUACCUUUUCGAGUAGCGGCACGCGUUGUUCAACAUAACAUCGGCUGAUAUGAUAUAAAGUGGAGUUGUUUGGUCUCCAAGAAACUCCGCUUUCUCACUGGCUUUUCCUCUCCUCCCUCAAAACUUACCCAAGUCUCCCCAUAAUGCCCUUUGUGUAUCGCUUCUGAGCCAGAGAGUAGUGCUAUGAGUAGAGACUCUAUGGAAAAGCAAAAGGGCCUCCGAAUCUCAGCGCUUGAAGAUGAUGAUGAAGAAGAAAAUGAACAACAGCAAGAAGAAUAUGCUAAGGAUGAAUUUGAUGAAGAAGAAGAAGAUGAUGAUGAUGAUGAUGAUGAUGAUGAUGAGGAAGAAAAAGAAUUUGUGAUUUUAGGUUUCGUGGAAAAGCCCAAGACUCACUGGUCACUUCUCCGUCAAUUGUUCCCUAGCAAGGCUGGAGGUGUACCGGCCUGGUUAGAUCCGGUGAAUUUGCCAUCAGGAAAAUCUUGUGUUUGUGAUAUUUGUGGAGAACCUUUGCAGUUCUUGCUUCAGGUGUAUGCACCGAUUGAGAAAGAGUAUGCAUUUCAUCGGACAUUGUUUGUCUUCAUGUGUUUAUCAAUGAACUGUCUUCUUCGGGAUCAACACGAGCAAUGGAAACGCCAACCAGAGAAGCCUUCUAGGAGUGUGAAGGUUUUUCGUUGCCAAUUGCCUCGCUUUAAUCCUUUUUACCAAAGCAAGCCCCCAAGACACGAUGGGACCGACAAACCCGCUGGAACUGGAGCUGCACUUUGUAGUUGGUGUGGUACUUGGAAAGGAGAUAAACUCUGUAGUAGCUGCAGGACUGCUCGUUAUUGCUCAGAGAAACACCAGGUCAUGCAUUGGCGCUCUGGUCAUAAGGUUGAUUGUCAACGGAUGAUUAUUUCUUCUGACAGAAAUGGAGCUUCUUCAGCAAAUUUACAAAAAGUUGCAAGCAACACACUAUGGGCAGAAUAUGAGAUGAUAAUUGGGAAUGAAAGUGAAUUCAGCACAGAAAUAGUUGAGAGUAAUGCAUGUACUAAUUCAUUGGUCUCCAAGGACAAAAAUGAUGAUCCAAUGAAGUCGCACAUCAAUUUUGAGGGUGAUGACGAAAAAAAAAGUUGGGCCUCUUUCCAGGAGUGCAUAGCCAAGGCCCCUGAACAAGUGUUGAGGUAUUGCAGGGAUGGUAGCGCUAAACCCUUAUGGCCCAUGUCAAGUGGCCGGCCAUCAAAAGCUGAUAUUCCAAAGUGCAAGUACUGUGGUGGUCCUCUGUGUUUUGAGUUUCAGAUCUUACCUCAGCUGCUGUAUUACUUCAGUGUGAAGAACGAUGUUGACUCUCUUGAUUGGGGGACUAUUGUUGCAUAUACUUGCGAAGCCUCUUGUGAGGGGAAUGUUGCUUACAAAGAGGAAUACGCUUGGGUUCAACUCUCUGUGUCAUCUGCUACUGUACCUUGAUAGUUAUCUUUUUACCGAUUUCCUAAAUUUCCUUUUCUAGAUGUUAGCUAUUAUAUUCUUUUACUGAAAAGUCAAGAAAGAAAUGAAUUUACUUAUUUGUAAGAUCGUAGUUUAAAUCUGCCAUGGAAUUGUGUUGUAUAAAAUGAAAUUUUGCCAUAAAAAAGGUGAGUAGAUGUUUCAUGUUGAUUCUUUUCA
Alnus glutinosa is the source of this 1747-nucleotide messenger RNA. RefSeq lists its product as uncharacterized. Gene Ontology annotation, cellular component: cytoplasm. The coding region runs from base 293 to 1552 and encodes 419 amino acids. The transcript has 12 exons. The record is from RefSeq and is a predicted model, not a curated record. NCBI's taxonomy places the organism in Eukaryota, Viridiplantae, Streptophyta, Magnoliopsida, Fagales, Betulaceae.